AUUAAGCAGGGGUUGGUCCAGCCUCGGCGUCCCUAAGGGUUGACCCGUGUUGCCGCCGCUGCCGCCGCCGCCGCCGCAUCUUUGCGCCGGGACGCUCGCUGACGGGCUGCUGUGCCGAUCCACUGAGCAGAGGAAGAAGCAUGAAUCUGGGGGAUGGUUUAAAGCUUGAAACUGAAAUACUGGAUGGGAAGCCUAGGCUGAUACUUGCUUCUUGUGUGGGAAAGUCCAAACCAAGUGUCAAAAUGUGCAAUAAGAACAAAAUCUUAAAGCAUACAUUGCGAGCGAAACAGAAUGGUCAUAUUCUCAAAGCAGUGCAGACUUCCUGUGAAAAGAAUGAAUGUUUGAUGAAACACAAAACUGGAUCAAGACUUUCUGUAGCAAAAGGUGGCAAAAACCCUGAGACUUCAGUAUUUACUAAGGAUUCACCAAAAGAGUCCUGCAAUAAAGAUCAUGCUUUUAUUGUCCAAAAGGACGCUACAACUGGUAGGCUUGAUAAUGCCAGAAUUUCAUUUAAGAAACCUUUGAUGUCCAACAAGAAGCUUAAAAAUCAUCCUGUUUCCAUUGAGGAUCUACGAGACAACUUGGUAUGUUUGACACAACAGCAACUUGAACAGAUUUUGAUGGCUGUAAAAGAAGGAACCAAAGGAGUCUCUCAGUUUCAGGGUGGCAAGGAAGAAACAACAAUAUCAAAGAGUGCAGAAGGUAACACUCCUGCUGCUCGGACUCCAGAGGAAAGCAUAAUGGGAUUACUUCAAAAGGCUGGUGAACUUCCAUCUGUUCCAAGUGAAACUAGUUUCAUUUCAAACAAAAAAGAAAGGAUGUCCAAGCAUUUUGAAGAGAAAGCAAUCACGAAUUCAUGGAAACCAGCUGACAUAUUUAGUACUCUGGGAGAAAGAGACCGAGAUAAAACCUUGUUGGAUGCUAAGAAGUCCCAGUGGAAGAAAGAACUGGAUGAACAAGUAGCUUUAAAGAAGAAGCUCAAAGAAACUUUGGAAACAGGGUCAAAAGAUUACCUGCAGCAGACUGAUACAAGGAAAAGCUGCUCCGAAAAAUUGCUAAUGGCUCAUCAGGCUAAGAUGGCAUUUUCAGAUGACUUAAGCGCUGCAACCGAUGAUAUCCACACUUGUAGAAGUUUAACCAUUGAGGCUACUGAAACUUCACCCAGUGUUUCAAGUGGGCAAACUGGACAGUUCUCUAGUUUCAGCUCUCCUGAUUUGCCAGCUGCUAUUCGAACAGCAUUUGUUUUAGGGGAAGCAACACCAAUAGAACAUCCUUUUAGUGCUGUCAAACGUGAACAACAGAAAAAGUGGCUUGAAGAGCUUGAUAAACAAAGGGAAGCUGACAAAUUACGAAAACUAGAAGAAAAAUACAAUUUAUCCAAGGGUGAAGAGCAUGACAAGUGGACAAUCCAUUUUGAUUCUUUCAGGAAUCACAUUAAUUCCUUUUCACAACACCCUUUAAAUGCAACACAUAAAAAGCAACCUGAAGCUUUAUACCUUUCCUUUGAACCUGAGGAUCAGACUGCUAUUACACCUACAGCUUUAUGUCAUCCCACACCUGCAGAGGUGGAAAUCUCAGGAAAGGAUGUGGGAAGCAAUAUUGUGGAGCCAAAUCAGAAAACUAGUUUCCUUCGCUCAAUGACGGCCCUUUUGGAUCCUGCUCAAAUUGAGGAAAGAGAACGGCGACGGCAAAAACAAUUAGAACACCAGAAAGCCAUAAUGGCUCAGGUGGAAGAAAAACGGCUGAAGAAACAACUUGAGGAGGAAAAAAGAAAGCAGGAAGAGCAAGAAGAAGAGCUCCGGCUUGCCAAGGAACAAGAACUGAUGAAGAAGCAGUUUGAAGAAGAUCUGCUCAAACAAAAGCAAAAAGAAGAAAUUAUGACUCUGAAAACAAAUGAGCUAUACCAGACGAUGCAGAAGGCUCAAGAGCUGGCCCAGAGAUUGAAACAGGAACAGCGUAUUAAAGAUCUUGCUCAGAAGGGGCAUGAUAUUUCCAAAUUGCAGAAGAAUCUUGGUGGUGGUGAUGCAUCAUGUGAGAGUAACUGCACUGACCUGAACAGCCUCCUGGAUAUUGAUGAUCAUCAUGAUCGCUGUUCUGGAGAGAACGACAGUAUAUUGAAACAAGAAGUCAAAACUGUUCUGUCUCCUCGGAAAGACACAGCUGUGCAGACAGAGAGUAUUAACAUUGAUGCACAUACUCAUUCUGAAAUGUUCUGUAAACAAACUGGGAAAGGAAGAGUGGGCUGUGCAUCUCCAGAUAUUGCUAUAGAAUAUAAAGUGGACUUCAGCAAAAAAUGCAAGAAAGAAGCACAGUAUCUAGAUAAAAAGAUUUCAGAAAAAGAGAAUAUUGUCAGUUACAGCAAUCUAUAUGAAAAAUUUGCUCAAAAACAAAAACAAACCAAAGCAGUGGAAAGGAAUGGAAAAAGACCAGACUGGAACAUAAACAAACCUUGUAGGAGGUAUAUACCAGCAUCAGAAAAGUAUCCAAAACGUCUGCAAAAGCAAAGAGAAGAAAAGAAAGCUCGACGACAAAUGGAACUGCUUCAGUUGAUUGAAAGAAAUAGCCCUGGAAAUCUUAGUCAAAAGAAAGGUGUUUCUCCAGAUACAUUCCCUUCACCUCACCUUCACAAUGAAGAUGAUGUUAAAGAUAAGGAAGAUUCAUCUCCAAAAAACUGUUUGCUUGAACAAAGAUCAAACUCACCACCUGUUCCAGCAGUUAAAAACAGAUUACAGCAACAAGUGAAAUCUCCUGAUCUCCCACCACAUGAUGGCAGUGAUGGAAGAGAUAAGACCAUCUGUACCAAUACCUAUCAAAGUGAAAGAUCUCCUCCAAGUCCUGAAACGGAAAGGCCGCCUUCAUCUCACUUUGUUCCUUAUGUGCGAACGAAUGAAGUAUAUUACCUUGAUCCGGAUGCACCCAUGACUAGACCCUCAACGCAUGAUCCACAAUAUGAACACCUGAAUGAUGCUUACCAUACACCACGGCAAAUUUUUAGCUCUGAUCAUGUAAGGGAUCCACUGUUUAAUCCUAAUGUGGUGAGAAACAGACAGCAGGCCAUACUCAAAGGACUUUCAGAGCUACGACAGGGUCUCCUACAGAAGCAGAAAGAAUUGGAGACAUGCCUUAUUCCAAGCAGCACAAGUCAAGAAGAGAACUUUAUUUCACCAUUUUAAGAAUUCCACAUCGGAUACAUUGAUAUCAUGCUAUGUUGGCACUUUAUGCUUACUACUGUAAUUAUGAACCAAGUCUGUAGAAUGAGGACUUUUGUUCAUUUUAAUUGAGGAUGCUUGAAUAACUGGUUACAUAUUUUGUACUUCUCUUGUAAGCCACCCAAAGUCUAUGGGAAUAGGGCAGUAAAUAUGAAUAAAUAAGAAAUCAGUUUUGGAUAAACUUGAUGGAAGAACUCAUUUAGCUGGAAACAGUGCUAUAGCAUGUGGUUUUGUUUACAUGGAAUAGUUGUAUAAUAAUUUAAAUGUUAUGUUCUUUGCAUGAGGAAUAAAGUAUUGGGUAUUUGAAUGUC
Molecule: messenger RNA, 3520 nt
Organism: Varanus komodoensis (Komodo dragon)
Lineage: Eukaryota; Metazoa; Chordata; Lepidosauria; Squamata; Varanidae
Gene: CCDC66
Product: coiled-coil domain containing 66
Exons: 19
Coding region: 141-3173 (1010 amino acids)
Biological process (GO): cilium assembly
Cellular component (GO): microtubule; cilium
Molecular function (GO): microtubule binding
Source: RefSeq, a predicted model, not a curated record